CUGUCUGAUGUCUGACUUACAUUAUAAUUACGUCCAUGAGGUUUUUGUGAAAUUUGGAUUAACUUAUUGACAGUUAGGCUGUCUGAUUAUUAGCGAGUAGCUCAAAUUACAAAUAGUUUGAGCUGCAUACAUUGUUGUGUGCUGGGUUAUUUGACCAGUUAAAGAAUUACUUGUGUGUUAAUAAUAUGCAACCAUUACUCAGGAGUGUAUGCAGUUAACAUGGAUCCCCUCUCAGUUCACAAUGCUGUUUAAAUUUCAGCUACUUCCACAACAAGCACACCUUCAGUGAAGCUCCUCCCACAACAGUAUCGCCUUCAGUGAAGCUCCUCCCACUGCAGUUUAUCAAUAAAUGCUGGAAUAUUCCCAUCAGUCUACAAGUGAAGACGAGCAUCAAAUCAUCAGGAAGAAGUGAAAUCUGCAGAGACAGAGUUUAUUGAAGAACAGAGAGAACAUGAGAGAUCCAGAACCCUGCAGAAUGAAACACACUGAAGACGAAACAGAGUUUAUUGAAGAAAACGAGGAGCAUGAAGAACAGAAUAAAGAGGAGGAUAAAAAUGUCAAAACUGGAGAAAACUCUUUGAGUCGCUCUCAAACCAAACAGAAAGAUUUAAAGAAGAGAAGAGACAAGAAAUCUUUCACCUGCACUCAGUGUGGAAAGAGUUUGAGAAGCAAACAUGGUCUUGAGAUGCACACGAGGAUCCACACUGGAGAGAAACCAUACAGAUGUGAUCAGUGCGGGAAGAGUUUCACACAAUCAUCAUACCUAAAGAUACACAUGAACAUCCACACUGGAGAGAAACCGUAUGAAUGUGAUCAGUGUGGCAAAACAUUUUUGAGGGCUUCAUACCUGAAGGAUCACCUGAAAGUUCAUUCAAAGGAGAAACCACAUUCAUGUUCUUUGUGUGGAAAGAGUUUUUCACAUCUGAAGGUUUUAAAAUUCCAUCAGAAGAUACACAGUGAUGUGAGAGAAUAUAUGUGUUUUGAGUGUGAGAAGACUUUUAUUACAUCUGAACAUUUGAGACUGCACCAGAGGAUCCACACUGGAGAGAAACCUUACAAGUGUUCACACUGUGACAAGAGAUUCAGUCAGUUAGGACAUCUGAAAAGACAUGAGAGGAUCCACACUGGAGAGAAACCUUACAAGUGUUCACACUGUGACAAGAGAUUCAGUCGGUUAGGAGACCUGAAAGUACAUGAGAGGAUCCACACUGGAGAGAAACCUUACAAGUGUUCACACUGUGACAAGAGAUUUAGUCGAUCAGGAUCCCUGAAAAUACAUGAGAGGAUCCACACUGGAGAGAAACCUUACAAGUGUUCACACUGUGACAAGAGAUUCAGUCAGACAGCAUCUCUGAAAUUACACGAGAGGAUCCACACUGGAGAGAAACCUUACAAGUGUUCACACUGUGACAAGAGAUGCAGUCAGUUAGGAUCCCUGAAAAUACAUGAGAGGAUCCACACUGGAGAGAAACCUUACAAGUGUUCACACUGUGACAAGAGAUUCAGUCAUUUAGGAGACCUGAAAACACAUGAGAGGAUCCACACUGGAGAGAAACCUUACAAGUGUUCACACUGUGACAAGAGAUUCAGUCAGGUAGCAACUCUGGAAACACAUGAGAGGAUCCACACUGGAGAGAAACCGUAUCACUGCACUGUAUGUGGGAAGAGUUUCCGUUAUUCAUCUUCUCUACUUAAGCAUAACAAAGAACAUUCACCGUCAGUAGUAGGGGAUACACAGACUUAUCGACUACUCGAUAUCAAUGCUCUGCCAUGACGCUUUAAGCUUGAUGUUGAUUAGUCGCUGGUCCUAUAGAUGGCACAACAGGAUAAUAAACCUUUGAAGGACUUCCACAUUUAUGCUCCUUUUCCAAACAGUUAAAAUGUCAAAUAAAUGUAUGCUCUGAAAGCUCCACAAGACAUGUAUGAUUAUAAUACUGGAUGCUUGAAAUUGAACGGGAGAAUGCACAUUUUAAACAGCUUAUUGUACAGGUAAAUUAAUCACUGUUCUAAUCUAAUGCGCUGCUGCACUGUAACACACACACACACACACACAUAGACUACAGACAGUAGCUCGUACAUCACACAUGCACAGAAUCAUUCAGUGAGGAAAUGUACUGUCAUCUCUGUUCUGUUGUUUCUCAAUAAAAUAGCUUAGAAACUGAAAAUUGAAAUCAUAUAUUUCUUAAUAACUAAAGCCCACAGCGUCACUACUAAUACAGAGACACUGCCAUGUAUACGGUGACAAUAUAAGCCAUUUUCCCAGGACGUGUCCUUGCUAGGAUUGUUAUAUUGUCUAAAAUAUCCAGAUUUUGGCUGUUUGUGCUGUGCAGAUCGAUCAUUGUACGGCAUUCAUAAGAGCU
Molecule: messenger RNA, 2360 nt
Organism: Carassius auratus (goldfish)
Lineage: Eukaryota; Metazoa; Chordata; Actinopteri; Cypriniformes; Cyprinidae
Product: zinc finger protein 501-like
Exons: 2
Coding region: 452-1774 (440 amino acids)
Source: RefSeq, a predicted model, not a curated record